Messenger RNA from Spirometra erinaceieuropaei, 5367 nucleotides. NCBI's taxonomy places the organism in Eukaryota, Metazoa, Platyhelminthes, Cestoda, Diphyllobothriidea, Diphyllobothriidae. The record is from the annotation of a GenBank genome assembly.
AUGAACCUCUUCUCCGCUGCCUGCGAGAACUUCGGCCUUGUCAUCAACACGGAGAAGACGGUUAUCAUGCACCAACCGCCACCCAACACAGCCCCACAUCACAAUGCGCCGCAAAUCAGCAUGAACGGAACCAACCUGCUAGUAGUGGACAAAUUCACGUGUGAUGAGGUACCGGACUAAUUUACCUUUGACAGUUUAGUCCCAUUUUCUUUGACCGGAUUGCUCGUUAGAAUGUGACGAGAAACGACACACCUGUACAACCCGCCUUGCUAGCCUCCGCUGCUGUCCAGCUCUGUUGCCAGGUUACUUAACAUUCAGAAUCUCUAUAUUAUUCACUGCUCAGAUUUACUUGCUGCAUUUAAGGCUAGGGGCUCGUGAGAUAUGACCCGUUAUUUCGUGAGAACAUUAUCAUCCUCGUCAUAGGUGACUCCCGACGUUAACGCUGACUUUAUAUCUUUCUGUGUCAUACAGAGAAAUAUUAAACGUAAUAUUUGUUUGGGAAUAUCUAUUCCAGUUACGUUUUCUUUUUUCACGAAUCCUGAUAUUUUACGAUCUCUGUCUUAUUAUGUCUCAUUUCAACCAACAACUUGAUAUCCCGCCCAGUCCCUUCCUGCCAUAAAUUUUACCAUACCUGACUUCCGGCAACACCCUCCAGAACUUUACUUCAUCCGCAUAGAAUCAGGCUUUUAUUCUGCUAACGUUACCAAGGAGCUGGCGAAAUACCACAAACUUGUGGAGUUCCUCCCCGCUUGUGUCAUCUCUCAAGUUCAGUCAUUGCUAUCAAAUUCUCCUGCAGAUGCUCCCUACUCCACGUUAAGGGCAGAAAUUCUUCGACUUGAUUCUGUUUCCGACCGACAGCGGUAUCACCAGUUACUUAAGGAGGAGUCACUGGGUGACCGGAAGCCCUCAGAACUUCUACGUCGAAUGCAUUCUCUCCUUGGAGACAUGAAGGUUAACGACAAAUGCGUCAAGGAGAUGUUUCUAGAGCGUCUGCCUGCAGAUGUUCAAACGAUCCUGACGUCCGGUUCUCAAGAUCUCACGGUCUGACAACUGGCUAAAAUGGCGGAUCGACUGAUAGAGGUGCAGCGGUUCCAGUCACCUUCCGUUGCCCAGAUCUCCUCAUCCUCAUUGUCAGUGAAUAAGUAUUUAAUGAAGCAGGUGUCGGCCAUGGCGGAUGAGAUGAUCUCCCUUAAACUCUAGCGCGCCCGCCUUACUUCCAGUCGCUCACACAGCCGUCGUCGUUCUCGUUCGCGACCUCGGACUGCUGAUACUAACUGGCAACACACUAAUUUCGGCGUUAAGGCCCUUCGCUGUUCCUCACCUUGCUCUUUUAAGCCGAAACCAGGAAACCAGUCGUCCAGAGAAUAGAUGCGACCGUUUUCUCUGGCUCUUCCGGCUCUGGUCGCACCUUCUAUGUUUGCGACACUGCGACUCGCAGACGUUUCCUGGUGGACACUGGAGCCAAAAUCAGUGUUGUUCCCCCAGCUGCAGCUGAUCUUCGUUUCCCUAGCCCUGGUCUUCACCUCCAAGCUGCCAACUGCUCCCCCAUUCCAACUUUCGGCAGUCUGUCCCUCACCUUGAACAUUGGCCUUCGUCGGUCAUUCACUUGGAUCUUUGUGAUUGCUGAUGUCUCUCAUGCAAUCCUCGGCUCGGACUUUCUUGCCGAGUUCGAUCUCCUUGUUGACUGACGACGUGCCCGUCUCCUCGACCGCACAACCGGUCUGUUUGUUCGUGGACUAACUCCCUUUACUGUCCCACCAACUUAUGUGUUCUUGGAUACAGAUACUGUUAGCCCCUUUCAGCAAUUACUUCUUAGACACCCCCACAUAAUUAACCCCAGUUGCGCAGUGGUAAGGUUCAAAAUGUUGUGCACCAUAUCUGCACCUCAGGUCCUCCCGUGUUUGCUCGACCGAGACGACUAGCACCGGAGCGUUUCCAGGCCGUGAAGGCUGAGUUUGAACACAUGCUGCAACUGGGAAUAAUUCGACCGUCCGAGAGCCUUUGGGCAUCCCCACUGCACAUGGUGCCCAAGGCGACAUCAGGCGAAUGGCGACCCUGUGGCGACUAUCGAGCCAUCAACUGCGCCACCAUUCCUGAUCGGUACCCCGUGCCUCAUCUUCAGGACUUUGCUGGAGCCCUUUUCGGCGAAGCGGUUUUCUCGAAGAUUGAUCUGGUGCGUGCUUUUCAUCAGAUUCCAGUCGCCCCUGAGGGUAUCCCUAAAACCGCCGUCACCACACCCUUCGGUCUCUUCGAGUUCGUCCGCAUGCCCUUCGGCCUUCAAAGUGCCGUCCAAACGCUCCAGAGUUUCAUCGACCAUGUCUUACGUGGGCUACCCUUUGUGUGCGCCUACAUUGACGACCUCUUGGUGGCCAGCCGGAAUGAGGAAGAACACAAAGAGUACCUUGCCUUGGUAUUUGACCGUCUUGACAAGUUUGGCGUUGUCAUCAACCCCCCCCCCCCAAGUGCGUGUUGGGUGUGCCUUCGCUCGAGUUCCUCGGCCAUCAGGUCGACUCUGAAGGUUUGCGUCCUUUCCCCUCCAAAGUUGAAGCAGUUCGUAAUUUCCCUCCACCGAUUUCCGAGAAUUAGUUAGUGCGAUUCUUCGGCAUGGUCAAUUUCUACUGCCGGUUCCUACCGCAUUGUGCUGACCUCAUGUUGCCGUUCACCAUCAUGCUUUCUGGUCCCAAAGGCCCCCUCGAGCUGACUGGUGAAGCACUUACUGCUCUUGAGAAAAUCAAGAAUUCCCCUGCCUACGCCACCUUACUCACGCAUCCCGCUCCCGAAGCUCAGCUGUCUGGGAUGUUAGAUGCUUCGACCGUAGCCGUAGGCGCAGUCCUUUAACAACACCUUGCUGGUUGGGCUCGAUCACUUGCCUUUAUCUCCAAAAAACUCUUACCAGCUGAGACACGCUACAGUACCUUUGGCCGUGAACGAUUUGUCAUUUACCUGGCUGUGAAGCAUUGUCGGCAUUUCCUUGAAAGUCGGGACUUCACUGUUUUCACUGACCACAAACCGUUGACUUUCGCACUUCGUUCCCAAUCCGACUAGUACAAUCCGAGGGAAAUCGCGCACCUGGACUACAUCUCCCAAUUCACCACCGACAUCCGUCACAUUGAAGGCACGAAGAAUGAGGUGGCUGAUAUGCUGUAUAGACCCUCACUGUCUUCCCUCCAACUCUUACACGGGAUCGAUCUUUGCGCCAUGGUGGCUGAGCAACAGCGAGUCGGUUGUCCCGGCGACGAGUCUGUUAAUGGUCUCCAACUCGGUGAGGUUCCUCUGACCACCGGCUCUGGUACCAUAAUUUGUGACGUCUCAACUCCCUUUCAUCGCCCUUUCGUGCCCGCCUCGAUGCGUUGAGCUGUAUUUCAAACUUUGCGUGGACUCUCCCACCCUGGGAUCCGAGCCUCUCAAAAACUCCUCGCGAAAAGACUUGUCUGGCCUGGCAUGAAUAAGGACGUCAAAGUUUGGACCCGGUCGUGUCUGAGUGGCCAGCGCAACAAGGUGCAGCGUCACAACAAGUCACCACCAGGCACUUUCUCCAGUCCUGACGCACGGUUCAGCCAUGUGCACCUGGAUGUCGUAGGCCCCUUGCCUCCAUCCAGUGGUUUCACCCACCUCCUUACCUGUGUCGAUCGAUAUACCCACUGGGCUGAAGCUAUUCCUUUGCCGAAUACGCAGGCUGAAACCAUCGUGAUGGCCUUUGUCAGUCGUUGGGUCGCCAUGUUCGGUUCCCCAUCCACAGUUACGACUGAUCGUGGUGCCCUGUUGGAGUCCGCACUCUUCCAAACGUUCCUCAAUUUCCUUGGCUGCACACGCAUUCGGACGACAGCCUAACACCCAGCUGCCAAAGGUAUGGUUGCGCGUUUCCAUCGCCAGCUAAAUACCGCCCCGCGUGCCGUAGAAGACCCAGGAAACUGGUCGGACAACCUUCAUCUUGCACUCCUCGGCAUCCGCGCAGCUCUGAAGUCGGAUCUAGGCUGUAGCGCGGCUGAAUUGGUUUUCGGCACUACCCUCCGACUGCCAGGCGAGAUGAUCACCCCAGCCUCUCGUGGGGCCGACGAGACUCCUGACAAUCUAGUGCACCGUUUGCGGCAAUUUAUACGCUCGCUUUUCCCGGUUCCACCUCGAACUCCAAUGACUGAGUUUUAUAUCGAAAAAGACUUGGACAAGUGUGCUCAUGUGUUUGUCCAGUGAGACCGUGUGCGCCAGGCGUGGGAAUCACCAUACGAAGGGCCGUUCCGCGCGCUCGCGCCCAACGCCAAGACCUGCCGAAUUCUUCGCGGUGACGAGGGGACGUGGUCAGUGUCGAUCGGGUCAAGGCUGCUGUUGCAGAGGAGCCGCCCGACCUGUCACAUGGACAAAGAUGUGCUGACCCCCUAUCCCUGUUCCUCCGUCUUCCCUAUCCCCAGCUCAUUCACCCUGCCCACUGUCUCGCCCUUCUCCUCCCUUGCCCUCUAUCCCUCGUCCCGCAUACUUCCUCUCCCUAAAUGUCUACAGCAUCCAAGUGCAACGUUAUCCUCCACCAUAGCAUACAGUCAACCCUCUUCGACUGUACCUCCUGCUGCAGUGACCGUCACGUUUAUUUCUCCGAUCGUUUAGUAACGUAUUUUUUAGACUUAUACAUAUCCUACGGCGCCGCAUUACGUCGCCCUCCGGUCUAGUAGCGGGGUAAUGUGGUAAGGUACCGGACUAAUUUUCCUUUGACCAUCUUGUCCUAAUUUCUUUGACCGAAUUGCUUGUUUGAAUGUGACGAAAAACGACAAACCGGUACAGCCCGCCUUGCUGGCCUGCGUUGCUGUCGCGCUCUGUUGCCAGGUUACUUAACGUUCAGAAUCUCUACAUUAUUCACUGCUCAGUUUUACUUGCUGUCUUUAAUGCUAGGGGCUCGUGAGAUCUAACUCGUUAGAUCGUGAGAACAUUAUCAUCCUCGUCACAUAUCUGGGCAGCACCCUCUCCCGCAGCACUAAGAUCGAAGUGGCCCGCUGAACUUCAAAGGUCAGUCAAGCCUUUGGCUGUUUUCAAAUAACCAACUGCAGCACCCGGUCUGCACCAAUAGUCUUCUGCUCGUUCACCUCAACUAGCGUUGAUCGUCCUCCCGGACCACCACUAUCCACCACCACCACCACCACCACCACCACCACCACCACCACCACCACCACCACCACCACCACCACCACCACCACCACCACCACCACCACCACCACCUCCUCCUCCUCCUCCUCCUCCUCCUCCUCCUCCGCCUCCGCCUCCGCCUCAGCGCAUACCGUUGUGGCAUCUGCCAUGCCCAUCAACACUACGCACUCUCCUGACACACUGACAAACACCAAGACCACCGUUAAGACCAGUGACGAGGACCGGGUCUAUAUCUGA